Messenger RNA from Ilyonectria robusta, 192 nucleotides. RefSeq lists its product as uncharacterized. The annotation marks the transcript as partial. The record is from RefSeq and is a predicted model, not a curated record. The transcript has a single exon. NCBI's taxonomy places the organism in Eukaryota, Fungi, Ascomycota, Sordariomycetes, Hypocreales, Nectriaceae.
ACUACGCUGAGGCACGUUGACAUUCACGGCCACUGUCUUCGUCAGACCCGACAGACGGGCGAGGUUGUAAUCAAAUGGUUGCCCACAACAGAAAUGCCGGCUGGCGGUCUCAUGAAGCCGUUGCCGUCGCAAAAGCGCGAGGUUUACAUCAAGCAGCUGAGGCUGUCAUGUGAGAUGGAGAGGCUGGUCUAA